GCCACAGAAGGCCUUUGCAUUUCUUCUUCUCUGCGUGCUGAUGCUGAGGGUCUUGCAGUCAGCAGAAAUCACUGCUGUCCCUUCUGUUGUGGAAAUGGUGAGCGUCUGAGGCAGGCAGGGUCGAUAGGGGCUGGGCUGAUGACCGCAUCCGACGCCGCUCGGUGGCUCCACACCUGACUGGCUCCAUCAGAUGCACAGAUGAUGGAGCUCUCCGUGCUGCCGGGUUAUCCUGCUGCCACCAUUUCGCAUGUCCGCUGAUGCCCGACACAUGUUCUACAAGUGUCGUGAUAAUAUUACUGUCAUUAAGCCUAUUUAUUUUGUCAGGGCUUUCAUUUUAACGCCUCAUCAUUCACUGGAUGGAGUGUUCGCCUUUUUAUCUUCUGUGAAUGGUGAGGUCGGAUCGAGUUUUUCUGUUUUCCUGAAAAAAACGAACCGCGGUGGAUUGACGCUGCGUCGCUGGUAAACACCAGAAAUGGGUGUCAUUGAACCAAGGCUGCUAAUUGCGGUUCUUUCUUGGACCAUAUUUUCGUUGUUCCUACGAUAACACAUCUGCUCAUUCCGGGUCUUAUACAUCAGCAACUUGCUACACUGAGCAGGCUUCAAUCAAGCAAACAAAUGGUCCAAUCAAUAGCCAGUGGACAGAGUCUGCCAUAGGGAGGACAUCAAUAACACACUAAUACACGUCACACACACACACACGCCAUGGCGCUGGAGAAUUCGGUCUUUCCCUCUCGCCCAGACUCCCUCUCACUCCCCGUGGAAGAGAAGGGAGACGGGGAGGAAGUAGAAGUGGCCACCGAGGCCACCGUCUCCACCGGAGUCUUCAACCUAUCGGAGGAGCUGGGCCAUGUUGUCACCACAGAAACGGCACCGUCCCCUCCACCCUCGGCCAAGGUCAACAGGUCGUUCCAGGCCAAGCUGGCGGAGAGGGAGGCGAAAGCCAAUCAGCACAGAAAGAAGACCGCUGGUACGGAGAAGGAGAGGGGACGAUUUGGGUGGGCCCGGACUCGACGUAAGAGACAGCGCUAUGUGGAGAAGAACGGCCGGUGCAACGUGCAGCACGGUAACAUGCAGGAGACUUACCGCUACCUGACCGACAUCUUCACCACACUGGUGGACCUCAACUGGCGCUGCUCGCUCUUCGUCUUUGUCAUGGCCUACGCUGUCACCUGGCUCUUCUUUGGGGCUAUCUGGUACCUCAUAGCCUAUUGUAGGGGCGAUCUGGACCAUCUGGAGGAUGAGACGUGGACGCCGUGCGUCAACAAUGUCAACGGCUUCAUCUCGGCCUUCCUCUUCUCCAUCGAGACAGAGACCACCAUUGGCUACGGCCACCGCGUCAUCACCGACCAGUGUCCAGUGGGCACGAUGCUGCUGCUGCUGCAGGCUAUACUGGGCUCAAUGGUCAACGCCUUCAUGGUUGGCUGCAUGUUUGUGAAGAUCUCACAGCCCAACAAACGGGCAGAGACGCUGGUGUUCUCCAAACACGCCGUCAUCUCUCGGAGAGACGACAAGCUCUGUCUGAUGUUCAGGGUGGGCGACCUUCGGAGCUCCCACAUCGUGGGGGCCAACAUGAGGGCCAAGCUCAUCAAGUCCAAGCAGACUCAGGAGGGUGAGUUCAUCCCGUUGGACCAGACGGACAUCAGCGUGGGCUUUGAGACAGGUGACGAUCGUCUCUUCCUGGUCUCGCCACUGGUGAUCUCCCAUGAGAUUGACGCACAUUCGCCCUUCUGGGACAUGUCUCAGGCCCAGCUGGAGAAGGAGGACUUUGAGAUCGUGGUCAUCCUGGAGGGAAUGGUGGAGGCAACCGGGAUGACAUGCCAGGCGAGGAGCUCCUACCUCGCGGAGGAGGUGCUGUGGGGUCACCGUUUUAGCCCCAUGAUGUCACUGGCAGAGGGCUUCUUUGACAUCGACUAUGGAGCCUUUCACCACACGUUUGAGGUGGACACGCCCUCUUGCUCUGCACGUGAGCUCUCAUUGGCUGCAGCCAGACUUGACGCCCACCUCUACUGGUCCAUCUCCAGCAGGCUGGAUGAAGAACCCACCCUGACAAACCAGGCGGCCAAGCAGCAGGACAGCGGCUCGGCCAACAGCAAAGGAGGGGAACCGACCUUCAUCGUUGGAGAGAUGACCGACAUCCAGGAGCAAACAGGACUGGGCGAGCUGAACGGCAGCGUUGCCACCGACCAAUCCGAAUCCGAGGCCUAGAACAGAGAAUGUUUACAAAGACCUUCAGUAUAUCGGCACCACACCACAAUUAGUGUUAGCAGGUGUUUUCUUUCAAGGCAAAUGAGUAGUUUCAUGAAGCUCAGUUCUACAGUAUAUGCCAUAUCCGGUGUUACCACAUGAAGGAGUUUAUUCUUGAUAUUUUCGUCUUUUAUUUCUUUGUUGAUCUUUGUUCCAAGUGUACUGUAUGUGUGAUAUCUCUUUUCAAUCUGUUGUGUUAGCUCUUAUCACCCUUGCCUAUAUCUAAAUUUAAAUGACAAUACUAUGCUUUAGGUGGGGUCAACUGUUGUGUAUCCUGUGGACCAAGGCAGAAUUUUAAACACACAGAAGUAUUUUGUCUUGUUGGGCAAAAAGGUGACGAGGUUGUUGUUUGUGCACAUUGUUGGAUUGUUCACAUUUAAAAUAGGCACAGUGCAUAGAUGCUUUAUGUUCACCUGCGCAUUAAUAUCACUAGAUGAUAUUGAGGUAUAGACUGAAAUUGUAGUAACCUCAAAUUUCUUUAGAUGCAAAGCUGGUUUAUUAUACAUCAGUCAGGUGUUAGCAGGGCGGGAAAGUAACACCAGCCCACAGACGCUGGUAUACUUCUCUACUCUGUUAGAAACUUCAUUUGGCACCAAGCCAUUAUUUCAUUCGGUGCUCAGAAAAUGUUUGAAAAAAAUGUUUGGCUGACAAAAAAGAAGAAAAAAAAAAAAAAACACAUUGUGAAAGUGGUCAUUAGACAGCAAUGCUGGUUUCCUGCCCUGGGUGUAAACGAGUUUGUAUCUUCAGCAGGCACUGAAUAUUGUGUUUGUUAAAGAGGCUGAAAGGCAAAUUUUCAAGCAACACCCAGCAUCAAUGUUGGGUGUGGUCAGAAAUGUGUUUGGUUGCACCUGUAACCACACCCAACAGUGAUGUCACAGGGUCCUGGAGUACACCUGUACAUCACUGCAGCAAGGUGACAAGUGAAAUCACUCGAGGGCAGCAAAAACAAGACGUUCAGGUAAUGUUAAGUUAAUGCUAACAUUCCAAACCGCACUUUCACAUGAUGGUGAAUAGGGUGUCUAUUUAUUUUAAACCUUUAACACAGAGACAGUUUAACACUUGAAUGUGUGUUCAUGGCUUCGUUUCACAUACGACGUGUGUAGCACGUGGAUUAUCCAUCCUUUUUGUCCCCAGCCAAGUAGAAAUUAAAAGCACAACAGUGUCCUGCUCAGUUCAGCCCAAACUCCUGCUUCUGCUGCUGCGUAUACUGUACAUGUGGCCAUUUUUACUUGAUGUUUUUAAUAUUUAAUAUAACACAUCUGUUAGAAUUAAUAAACUGCAGUAUAUUCCA
Molecule: messenger RNA, 3535 nt
Organism: Scatophagus argus
Lineage: Eukaryota; Metazoa; Chordata; Actinopteri; Scatophagidae
Gene: kcnj9
Product: potassium inwardly rectifying channel subfamily J member 9
Exons: 8
Coding region: 703-2205 (500 amino acids)
Biological process (GO): potassium ion import across plasma membrane; regulation of monoatomic ion transmembrane transport
Cellular component (GO): plasma membrane
Molecular function (GO): inward rectifier potassium channel activity
Source: RefSeq, a predicted model, not a curated record